Molecule: messenger RNA, 387 nt
Organism: Penicillium coprophilum
Lineage: Eukaryota; Fungi; Ascomycota; Eurotiomycetes; Eurotiales; Aspergillaceae
Exons: 2
Coding region: 1-387 (128 amino acids)
Source: RefSeq, a predicted model, not a curated record
AUGCGUUUUGCCUACCUUCUGUUGGCCUUGCCAUACUUGUGCCUUGCCGCGCCCAUUAGCGAUUACGCUUCUAUUGAUGCCCGCGGGAAUGGCUGUGCACGCGGUAUUGACAGCGCUGAUUGUGGAGGACAUCAAGCUUACAAGCGAGAGGAGCUUGAUGCCCGCGGAAAUGGUUGCGCGCGGGGUGUUGACAGUGCCGAAUGUGGAGGACACCAGGCUUACAAGCGAGAGGAGCUUGAUGCCCGCGGAAAUGGCUGCGCGCGGGGUGUCGACAGUGCUGAAUGUGGAGGACACCAAGCUUACAAGCGAGAGGAGCUUGAUGCCCGCGGAAAUGGUUGCGCGCGGGGUGUCGACAGUGCUGAAUGUGGAGGACACCAGGCUUAUUGA